AUGGCAUCCCUCUGGCUCCUCACCCUCCUGGCCGCCCUCGGUGCUGCUGCUGGCUGUGGCAUUCCUGCCAUCCAGCCCACGCUCAGUGGCUAUGCCCGCAUCGUCAAUGGUGAGGAGGCAGUGCCUGGAUCGUGGCCGUGGCAAGUCUCCUUGCAGGACAGCACCGGCUUCCACUUCUGCGGAGGGUCCCUGAUCAGCGAGGACUGGGUGGUCACUGCUGCCCACUGCAACGUCAGGACAAGUCACCUGGUGGUGUUGGGUGAAUUUGACCAGCGCCAUCCUGGAGAAGAUGUUCAAAUCGUAAAGAUUGCCCAGGUCUUCAAGAACCCCAAGUACAACAUGUUCACCAUCCGCAACGACAUCACGCUGCUCAAACUUGCCACCCCGGUGAAGCUAAGGAGACAGGUGUCCCCUGUGUGUCUGCCCAAGGCCACGGAUGUCUUUCCAGAAGGCAUGACCUGCGUCACCACCGGCUGGGGCCUGACCAACCCCACUGACAAAUAUACUCCGGAUAAGCUGCAGCAAGUGGCUCUUCCCCUCUUGUCCAACGAGGGGUGCAAGAAAUACUGGGGCAACCGCAUUGCAGACGUCAUGAUCUGUGCCGGAGCUGCUGGAGCCUCUUCUUGCAUGGGUGACUCCGGUGGGCCCCUGGUGUGCCAGAAGGACGGCGUCUGGAAACUGGUUGGGAUUGUGUCCUGGGGAAGCAGCCGCUGCUCCCCAUCCAUCCCCGGGGUCUAUGCCCGUGUCACGGAGCUCCUUCCUUUCAUCCAGGAGGUGCUUGCCAAGAACUAA
This is a messenger RNA of Varanus komodoensis (Komodo dragon), 792 nucleotides long. RefSeq names its product chymotrypsinogen 2-like. Bases 1 to 792 code for a protein of 263 amino acids. Gene Ontology annotation, molecular function: serine-type endopeptidase activity. The record is from RefSeq and is a predicted model, not a curated record. Gene Ontology annotation, biological process: proteolysis. The transcript is spliced from 7 exons. Lineage: Eukaryota; Metazoa; Chordata; Lepidosauria; Squamata; Varanidae.